Messenger RNA from Wyeomyia smithii (pitcher-plant mosquito), 2198 nucleotides. RefSeq lists its product as uncharacterized. NCBI's taxonomy places the organism in Eukaryota, Metazoa, Arthropoda, Insecta, Diptera, Culicidae. The transcript has 4 exons. The coding region runs from base 503 to 1459 and encodes 318 amino acids. The record is from RefSeq and is a predicted model, not a curated record. Gene Ontology annotation, biological process: negative regulation of DNA-templated transcription; negative regulation of circadian rhythm.
GCUUAUUAUUCUCUUCGCUAGCAGCAGUUGAUGAUCAGUCGCGUCUAGGGGCAGUUGGAAAAAUUUACUGUUCGCUGAGUCCAGUUACUAAGUAAUGAAUAGUAUUAAGGCAACAUAUAAACAUACUGCCGGUAAAGGUUUCUGAGCUUGAAGAACUCGCUUGUAAAACGCUUGUGGGGUUUUGGGUUGAAUAAUGCGGUAUAGAUAGUGGUGCAAAAGUGUAUAAGCGGAUCAUUUUCGUGAAAGAAAAACCAAGAGUUACUCCAAAAGGUUACUUCGCAAGUGCAGAAUUUUCAUUCCACACAGGACAGGAAGGAAAUUUAUACAGUUAACAGUGCAACCUGUGUCUGUGUUGGUGAUAUUAAAAAUUACGAUAAAAAAAGAAACAAAGAGUGCAGUUUGCCCAAGCGCAGAAUUUAAAGAAGAAACUUUAUUCCAUUUUGUUGGAUUACUGGGUAAAAGCGUAGGCAGCGGUCAUUCAGCCAUUCAGUCCUUUACCGCUAUGGGACCCGUUCUGGAACUAAACGACGAAGCAUCACUCGGGGAGUCUUCGUCGGAGGAUACAACGACUAGCUCAGACCUGAGGCUUGAGCUGACCCACGAUCUGAAGGAUCCGUCCGGUCGAAUGAGUGUGUCAGUUGGAUCUCCUGACAGUGUGCUUUCGACCAGCUUCUCGGUCAUUAACUAUGUGGGUAAAUCACAGCGCAAAACAUCGCAGCGACCCACGGUACGAGACCGCAAACCCUACAUCCGUCAGCAGGUGUCUCCUCAGACAAGUCGAGUGGAAUCGGCAGAUGACAAUACUAGCUCUUCAGUAGGAUCCUCAGUUGAUUACAGCUCAGAGAGCGCCUCUAUUAUAUCGAUUCCCAUAGUGGAAAACAUUGCGGACAUGGUAGAUCUUGACGAAAACAUGAACGCAGAUGAGCGUCCACAACUGCAACAACCACUGAACAUGGAAGAAAACCUAUACCGGCAGCCUCACGCUGGCUCACGCAAUCAGCGAUCUAUGAGCGUAUCGUCCAGUGGAUGUUCGAGCUCAAUGGAUGAUCGAAAUAGUAAUUUUUCUCCAUUAGGCAGCAUAAGCAGCUGUCGAUGUUCAUCGCUGAGUAUAUCAGAUUUCGACGAUGAUGGUUUUCGUGAAGACAACAGCGUUUCCUCUAUGUACUCGGUGCUGUCUUCGUCAAGGUCAUACCAGAGGCACCAUCAGCUGCACCAUCGCCAUCAAAACGUGCCACACCACCCGAACAAUACCAAGGGCUUGUUCGACAUUGCACUGAAGACUGUUAAAUUGAUCCGGCGUAAUCAGGAGCUGCAGACUAGGCUCGCUCAGCUGCAGCAGGAAACUAAAGCAUUCAUUGAGUCCGUAAUGGCCAAUCCGGAGAAUGAGCCAUUGCGAAAUCGUAUUCACGCGGCGAUUCCUAGCCGGACAAGCACACCCACGCUUGUGGUUCAGAAAUAAAUCUACACGGGACAGUAUGCCUCCUAGUCAGCGCACUUCCAAUCAAUAUUUCAAAAGAUUACAUUCAAACGCAGUUUGUGUGUACAAUUAUCCAUACUACAGGUUAUGGAGCUGAUUAUUUGUGUUUUUUCCCACAGAUGAUCGGAAAGAUCUACCGAAGCGCAUCAAAAACUGCUUAAAGGAACGAUGUUUUGUUAUAUAAAUACAUCUAGUAUUGAUUGACUAACGAUGAAGCUUUUGAAUAUUUUUUUCGUGUAAAAUGGAUAGUAUACAGUAAUUUAUUUGAUUAUUUUAUCUGUCAGUAAUGAUCUAGAACUAAUCAAUCACAACAAUCAUGUUUAUAUAAAACCAUAAGUGCGAGCUUCUCCCGCCGAUAGAAUACACGUUGCGUUGAACGCAUUGGUCGAAAGUCGAGUAAAUUUUGCAAUUUAAAUAUCUGAUUUCAUAGCCAUGUAGUUGGUAAACUUGACAAGCAAUCAUCCCUAACAUUUAUAUUAAUUGCAUUUAUUCGACGUAUGACGUAAGCCAAAAGGAGAUACAAAUAAGUAAACAAUGAACAUUCUGCAUAAAGUUUUUCGAUCGGUUCAGUUUUAAAAUCUUAAACUCUAAGGAUGCCUAGUGAUAGUUGCUUUUACAAUUAAAACAAGACUAAACAAUAAACAUUUAUAAGUUAUGAAAAUACUGUUAUUUAUUAUACCUCAUUCGAUUCAAGCUAUUAAAUAGUUGAUGAUAUAGAUUA